UGUCACACGUCGUCCUCCAGGCACUGUCCCCACAGUGGUCCCCUGGUGGCACCAUCGCUGAUGGGCCCAUCCCCUGGUGGCACCACCCCCAGGUGGCACUGUUUGUGGUAUCAGCAUCCCCUGAUGGCACCAGCCAUGGUGGCACUGUCCUUUGUGAACCCCAUUCCCUGGUCUCGCUACCCUCUGAUGACACUGUCCCCUGUUGGCACCAUAGCUGGUGUCACCACCCCCGUGGUGGCACUGUCCUCUUGUGGCACCACCCACUGAUGGCACUGGCCCUGUUGGCACUGUCUCUUAUGGACCCACAUCCCCUAGUGUCACCACCCCAUGAUGGCACUGUCCCUGUUGGAUCCAUCCAUGCUUGCACCAUCCAUGGUGGCACUGUCCCCUGGUGGCACCACUGCUGGUGUCACCACCCCCUGAUGGCACCAUCCAUGAUGGCACUGUCUCUCGUGGACACACAACCCCUGGUGGCACCAUCCAUGGUGGCACCAUCCCCUGGUGUCACAAGCCAUGGUGGCACCCUCCAAGGUGUCACCACCCUCUGAUGGCACCGUCCCUUGGUGCCACCAUCCAUGGUGGCACUGUCCCUUUUGGACCCAUCCUCUGGUGUCACCCCCCACUGAUGGCCCUGUCCCUGUCCCCAGCCAUGUCCCUAUCCAGCUCCUCAGACCUGGACAGCCCCAGGGAGCAGCGCUGUCCCAAUGUCACCGAUGUCCCCGAGGACCUGGAGGAGCCGAAGGUGUGCGCUGUGUGCGGGGACCGCGCCACCGGGUACCACUUCCAUGUGAUGAGCUGUGAAGGGUGCAAAGGGUUCUUCAGGCGCUCAAUCCUUAAGGCUGUGCACUACACCUGCCCCUUCUCCCAGAGCUGCCCCAUAACCAAGGCCAAGCGCCGGCAAUGCCAGGCGUGCCGCCUCCAGAAGUGCCUCGACGUGGGGAUGAGGAAGGACAUGAUCAUGUCAGAGGAGGCCGUGGGCCGCCGCCGGGCACUGAGGCUGCAGCGGAGGUUGGCAAAGGCACAGCCUGGGGGGCUGACGGAGGAGCAGCAGGAGCUCAUCAGCAUCCUCAUCGCCGCUCACAAACGCACCUUCGACUCCAGCUUCUCCCAGUUCCAGCACUACCAGCCCGCCGUGCGCCUCUGCAUCCCUGACCUGUGCUCCCAGAGCCCACCGAGAUCGGGUGUCCCUUCAGCAUCCCCGGCCCCACAGUUAAACUGUCUGGAUGAGGACGUGCUGCCCGAUGUCUUCUCUGCCUUGCCCCUCUUUGCUGACAUCAGCACCUUCAUGAUCCAGCAGAUCAUCAAAUUCGCCAAGGAGAUCCCAGUGUUCAGAGGGCUGCCCAUCGAAGACCAGAUCUCGCUGCUCAAGGGAGCCGCGUUGGGGAUCAGUGAGAUCCAGUUCAACAUGGUGUUCAAUGAGGAGACCAACGCCUGGGAGUGCGGGCAGCACAGCUUCACCAUCGAAGAUGGAGUUCUGGUGGGUUUCCAGCAGAUCUACCUGGAGCCAGCUCUCAAAUUCCACAUCAACCUGAAGAAGCUGCGGCUGCACGAGGCUGAGUACGUCCUGCUGCUGGCCAUGCUGCUCUUCUCACCAGACCACGCCAGCGUCACCCAGCGAGAUUUCAUUGACCAGCUGCAGGAGAAGGUGGCUCUCACGCUCAAGAGCUACAUCGACCACCAGCACCCCAUGCCAGAGGGCAGGUUCCUCUACGCCAAACUCCUGCUGCUGCUGACGGAGCUGCAGACCCUGAAGAUGGAGAACACACGGCAGAUCCUCCACAUCCAGGACCUCUCCAGCAUGACGCCGCUGCUCUCCGAAAUCAUCAGCUGAAGGACAGCGAGGCGCUGAGCCCCCAUCCCCGCGCACACGCAGGGCUCCAUCGCAC
Molecule: messenger RNA, 1886 nt
Organism: Phasianus colchicus (ring-necked pheasant)
Lineage: Eukaryota; Metazoa; Chordata; Aves; Galliformes; Phasianidae
Source: RefSeq, a predicted model, not a curated record